Molecule: messenger RNA, 792 nt
Organism: Adineta ricciae
Lineage: Eukaryota; Metazoa; Rotifera; Eurotatoria; Adinetida; Adinetidae
Source: the annotation of a GenBank genome assembly
AUGGAUAUGAAUCACCGUCUACACAAUGUUGAACAAUCAUCGACAGUUUAUGUUCAUCAAGCUGAAAAGUUCCAUGCAGAAGCUACACAUUUAUCGUCAUUGUUAGAAAAGUCUUUUCUCGAAGCCGAACAAUUCAUUAAUAAUCGGAUGCAAAUUCUAGCAUCACAGAAUCUUGAUGCAAGUCAACAAUUAGAAAAUGAACAAGCACUCUUAGCUGCGACGCGAUCGAAACUUGAUACGACACUGACAAAGCUUACUCAAUGUCAUCAAGAAGCAAUACGUUUACAAUCGAAUACAGAUGCACGUUUACGUUUAAUGAUAAAUACGGCUAAAGGUCGUUUAGAACAAGUCGAACGACUUAGAACUAAAAUGAUACGGUAUGAAAAUUCACUUGAAAUAGCAUCACCAAUCAGCGAAGACACAGAAAUUAUUCUAUCGAAAUCGGAACAUUCAACAACACGGAAAUUUCAAGACGAAUUGCAACGUGUUACUGAUCAAUUGAAAAAACUUCUUGAUUUAAGUAAAGAAACACGCAAUGAAACGCAAAUCUUACAUGGACAGUACGAUACAGAUGUCAAUCGGCAAAUAGCUGCGCUAAUGCGACAUGACAAGACUGAACGAGAACAAUUGAGUAUAUUAAUUGAACAUAAGCAAAGUUUAAUACGUGAAAUCGAUUGGAUACGUGAACAGAAAAAGAUAAUCGACAAUUUUAUAACCAAAAUGGCUCCCACACUGGAUCAAUGUUUAUGUGAUGGACCGAUCAGUCAUAACAUGAGUCAUUCUCUUCGAUAA